GCGGCCUCACCCCCGGCGCGGCUCCGUGGCCGCCCGGCGACGGAAAACGGCGGCGGCAGCAGCAGCUCGUCAGCUCCGGGGCGGACCCGGAAGGUGCCGGUUGUUGUGAGGGGCAGCCAUGGUGUGCGAGAAGUGUGAGAGGAAGCUCGGUACCGUGAUCACUCCCGAUACGUGGAAGGACGGGGCGAGAAACACCACAGAGAGUGGUGGCCGAAAGCUAAAUGAAAACAAGGCGUUGACCUCAAAGAAGGCAAGAUUUGAUCCUUAUGGAAAGAACAAAUUUGCAAUAUGUCGGAUUUGUAAGAGUUCCGUCCAUCAGCCAGGGUCUCACUAUUGUCAAGGAUGUGCCUAUAAAAAAGAGCUUGCAUUCCUUGGCUGCCUCUGGAUGCACAAAUUGCAGUGGAGGCUGGACCCCCUUGUGCCUGACUACCAAUCUGUGGUACCUGCCUUGGACAAGGACUGUGCUGCCUUACUCCAUACAUUUCUCACUUCAUUUCUCACUUCCAUCUUGGACCACGGCGCUUUUUCUCAACAGAACAAAGCUGCUGUGGUGGAACAGUAAUGCAGGCCAUGGGAAAUAACAAUGGGAGCAACAGUCCCUGUGGAAAGGAGACCGUGAUGUUCUGCUCUCAAAUUCACUCCGGGUAAUUAUUUCAUCAGUGCUGUCCUCAAAAAGCAACAGAGAGCCUGCUCCAAAGUGCUUUCAAAGUCAAGGCGAGGGAAGGAAGAUUGACAGAGAGAGGUAGCACUUUCUCUUAAACCAAGUAACACAGCUGAAGGAAAAAAAAAUCCAACAAGCUUUCAGCAAGACAAAAUCCAACUAACCUUCUGCAAGGAUGCAAGGCAGAAUGCUUCCCCGUGUGGAUGCUCUGCAGAGACUGCCUAGUCCAUCACAGAUUUCCUCUGAAUAACUAUUUUUUAUUUUGUACUUUUGGAAGGGAGAAAGGUAAGUAAGAUAAGCUGCUAACUUUCCUUUCUGUUUAUGCACAGACGUCAAAAGCUGGAGCAGGCCAUCUGCUGUCAGUAGGUUUGGCAGAGAGGGCAGGUAAAAUCCAGUCUGCAGCCUGCAUGCUUUGUACCAUUUCAGUUACAAUUCUAGGUGCGAAUGACAAUUUGUAAAGCUGAAAUUGUGUUUUUGAGUGUAUUAAAAUUGAGAAAAGAAUCAUAGAACAAUUAAAGUUGUAAAGAUCCUCAG
This is a messenger RNA of Cygnus olor (mute swan), 1195 nucleotides long. It is a transcript of the gene CRIPT, whose product is annotated as CXXC repeat containing interactor of PDZ3 domain. The coding region runs from base 119 to 562 and encodes 147 amino acids. Gene Ontology annotation, molecular function: microtubule binding; PDZ domain binding. Gene Ontology annotation, biological process: cytoplasmic microtubule organization. NCBI's taxonomy places the organism in Eukaryota, Metazoa, Chordata, Aves, Anseriformes, Anatidae. The transcript is spliced from 6 exons. Gene Ontology annotation, cellular component: dendrite. The record is from RefSeq and is a predicted model, not a curated record.